Messenger RNA from Lycium ferocissimum, 717 nucleotides. RefSeq lists its product as uncharacterized. The record is from RefSeq and is a predicted model, not a curated record. Lineage: Eukaryota; Viridiplantae; Streptophyta; Magnoliopsida; Solanales; Solanaceae. Bases 1 to 717 code for a protein of 238 amino acids. The transcript is spliced from 3 exons.
AUGGAAAAAAAAGAAAAAGAGGAGGAAGAUGCUAGUCUUGCUAGUCUUCCUAUGAAAAGAAAAUAUGAAGAGUGUAGAGAGAAGAAAAACAUAUGUGAGCAGUCUUAUGCUCUGUUGGGAUACAGAACAACAGCCAGAACUUCCACUGAGGCAACUCCAUACCUCCUCAUUUAUGGUACGGAAGCAGUCAUACCCGCUAAGGUAGAAAUCCCUUCACUCAGAAUUAUCCAAGAGGCAGAACUGAAAGAUGCAGAAUGGGUCAAGAACCGUUAUGAACAAUUGGCCAUGAUAGAGGAAAAACGAAUGGUGGCAAUGUGCCAUGGACAGCUGUACAGACAGAGAAUGUCUAAAGCCUUCAACAAGCGGGUCAGAACUCGACUUUUCCAGAUUGGACAACUCGUGCUCAAACGAGUCUUCCCUCACCAAGAGGAGUAUAAAGGGAAAUUCGCACCGAACUGGCAGGGACCAUACAUGGUUAGGAAAGUACUUUUAGGAGGAGCUGUGGUUUUAGCCGAGAUGGACGGGCAAGAGUGGCCCAAAGCCAUCAAUGCAGACGCACUCAAGAGAUACUAUGUUUCGGAUCCUAUUUUGCUUGUUCCUCUUUACAGGACAGCAGCAAAGCAAAAGCAAGAGCCCAAACGGAAGAGAAAGAUCGAAAGGAUCAUAACAAAAACAGGUAGUAAAGACACAUCAGGCCAAAAGGGUCACAAUGAAUGA